This is a messenger RNA of Gopherus flavomarginatus (Mexican gopher tortoise), 11053 nucleotides long. RefSeq names its product collagen type XII alpha 1 chain (gene COL12A1). The record is from RefSeq and is a predicted model, not a curated record. Gene Ontology annotation, molecular function: protein binding. NCBI's taxonomy places the organism in Eukaryota, Metazoa, Chordata, Testudines, Testudinidae.
CUUCCCAGGCGCACCCCUCACGUUGGGAGCUACAGCAACCCAGGCGUCUUGGUCAUUGCCGCUGCUUCUGCUCCUCCUCCUCUGCUCCUGCUACUUGCUGUUCCCUCCACAAGGUGCCCAGGAGCUCAUCCCUCUCCUCCUCCCUUCCUCCUCUCUCCAGGUCCUACCGCUGAGGCUGCAGGCGCUGCCGCAGGAGCUCCCCCACCACGAACCCCGCUACCAGGCGGCUACCACUAAAGAUCCAUUCAUGUUGUUGUGAUCCCAAAGGGCAGACAUGAAGAUCAGGCUGUCUUCAGCAAUUGCUGCUCUAUGCGCAGCUCUCCUCCUGUCUUCGACAGAGGCUGAAGUUAAUCCACCGUCAGACUUGAAUUUUACAAUUAUAGAUGAACAUACUGUUCGAAUGUCAUGGACAAGACCACCUGAUGCAAUAGAGGGGUACAAGAUAACAGUGGUCCCUACAACUGAUGGACCUACUAAAGAAUUUACCCUUGCACCUAGUGUUACUGAUACUAUAUUGUCAGAUCUUAUACCUGAUACAGAAUAUGUUGUGACAAUAACUUCAUAUGAUGACAGAGAAGAGAGUCUACCUGUUUUUGGCCAACUUACAAUUCAGACAGGUGUUGCAGUGGGUCCAGAGGACAAGAAGCCUGACCAGAGUCACAUAAAAAAGUGUUCCGUCAGUGCACUGACAGAUUUAGUUUUUCUUGUGGAUGGCUCGUGGAGUGUUGGGAGAAGUAACUUCAGAUAUAUUUUGGACUUCAUGGCCACUCUUGUAUCAGCUUUUGACAUUGGGGAAGAAAAGACACGAAUUGGAGUUGUUCAGUACAGUACUGAUACAAGAACUGAGUUCAACUUAAAUCAAUAUUUCAGAAGGAAUGAUCUUCUUAAUGCAAUUAAAGGAAUACCUUACAAAGGUGGCAAUACAAUGACAGGUGAAGCUAUUGAUUAUCUGAUUAGGAAUGCAUUCACUGAAUCUGCUGGAGCAAGAAAGGGCAUUCCUAAAGUAGCAAUUAUCAUUACGGAUGGAAAAUCUCAAGAUGAAGUUGAAAUUCCUGCAAGAGAGCUUCGCAACGUAGGAGUUGAAGUCUUCUCCUUGGGAAUCAAAGCAGCAGAUGCAAAAGAACUGAAACUAAUGGCAUCUCAGCCAUCCUUGAAGCAUGUUUUUAAUGUGGCAAAUUUUGAUGGAAUAGUGGACAUACAGAAUGAAAUAAUCUCGCAAGUGUGCUCAGGUGUUGAUGAACAGCUGGGUGAACUGGUUAGUGGAGAAGAAGCUGUGGAGCCUCCCUCAAACCUAGUGGCCACCCAAAUCUCAUCAAAAUCUAUUAGAGUCACUUGGGAUCCAUCUGCUAGCCAAAUAACAGGCUACAGAGUGCAGUUCUUUCCAAUGAUAGCAGGCGCCAAACAACAUGUGCUGAGUGUUGGUCCUCAAACAACUGCUUUAAAUGUAAGAGAUCUUUCUCCAGAAACAGAGUACCAGAUUAAUGUAUAUGCAAUGAGAGGAAUGGCAGCCAGUGAGCCAAUUACAAUAAUGGAAAAAACACAGCCAGUCAAAGUUCAAGUGGAAUGCUCCCGUGGUGUGGAUGUAAAAGCUGAUAUUGUGCUUUUAGUGGAUGGCUCCUACAGCAUUGGUAUCGCCAAUUUUGUUAAAGUAAGAGCCUUUUUGGAAGUGUUAGUUAAAAGCUUUGAGAUUUCACCUCAAAAAGUACAAAUAAGUCUUGUCCAGUACAGCAGGGAUCCCUAUACGGAGUUUUAUUUGAACAGAUACAACAAAAUUGAAGAUAUAAUUCAGGCUAUUAACACCUUCCCCUACAGAGGUGGAUCUACAAACACAGGCAAAGCGAUGACCUAUGUGAGGGAGAAAGUAUUUGUUAUCAACAGAGGAUCACGGCCAAAUGUACCAAAGGUCAUGAUUCUUAUUACUGAUGGAAAAUCGUCAGAUGCCUUUAAAGAGCCAGCCAUAAAAUUGAGGGAAUCAGAUGUAGAGAUAUUUGCAGUUGGUGUUAAGGAUGCAGUACGUACAGAAUUGGAAGCAAUUGCUUCACCCCCUGCUGAAACCCAUGUGUACACAGUGGAAGAUUUUGAUGCUUUCCAAAGAAUAUCUUUUGAACUUACACAGUCUGUCUGCCUACGAAUUGAGCAGGAACUGGCUGCUAUAAGGAAGAAAAGUUAUUUACCUGCCCGUAAUUUGGCAUUUUCUGAGGUAACAUCUGACAGUUUCAAAGUGAAUUGGUCUCCAGCUGGAUCUGAGGUUUUGUCCUAUCUUAUUAAAUAUAAAGUAGCUGCUGGUGGAGAAGAAUUCCUUGUUUCAGUGCCAGCUUCAAGCACUAGCUCAGUUCUCACUCAUUUACUCCCUGAAACUCUUUAUUCAGUCAGUGUGAUUGCAGAGUAUGAAGAUGGUGAUGGUCCUUCCUUGGAAGGGGAAGAAACGACUUUUGAAGUUAAAGGGGCUCCUCGAAACUUAAUGAUAACAGAUGAAACUACUGAUAGCUUUAAGGUUGGCUGGACGCCCGCUCCAGGAAAUGUUCUGAGGUAUAGGGUUGAAUACAGGCCAGUGACUGGAAGAGAGAGAAAACAUGUAACUGUCCCAGCAAAUGAAAGAUCAACUACGCUACUGAACUUGACUCCCGAUACAAGAUAUGAAGUUUAUGUUAUUCCUGAGUAUCAGUCUGGGCCUGGAAAUUCAUUGAAUGGAUAUGCAAAAACUGAAGAAGUCCUAGGGACUCCAAGAAAUUUGAGAGUUUCUGAUGCUACAACAUCCACAAUGAAGUUAUCUUGGAGUGCAGCACCUGGAAAAGUACAGCGGUACCUUGUAACAUAUACUCCAGUGGCUGGAGGUGAAACCAAGGAGGUAACCAUAAGGGGUGAUACUACCACUACAGUGCUGAGAGAUUUAGAACACGGCACCAGAUAUGCCCUGUCCGUGACUGCCUUGUAUGCAUCUGGAGCAGGCGACGCUCUCUCUGGGCAAGGGGAAACACCUGAAGCCCGAGGAAGUCCAAGAAAUCUGAGAGUUUCUGAUGCUACAACAUCCACAAUGAAGUUAUCUUGGAGUGCAGCACCUGGCAAAGUAGAGCGGUACCGUAUAACGUAUACUCCAGUGGCUGGAGGUGAUACCAAGGAGGUAACCACAAGGGGUGAUACUACCACUACAGUGCUGAGAGAUUUAGAACAAGGCACCAGAUAUGCCCUGUCCGUGACUGCCUUGUAUGCAUCUGGAGCAGGAGAUGCUCUUCCUGGGCAAGGAGAAACACUUGAAGCCCGAGGAAGUCCAAGAAAUUUGAGAGUUUCUGAUGCUACAACAUCCACAAUGAAGUUAUCUUGGAGUGCAGCACCUGGAAAAGUACAGCGGUACCGUAUAACGUAUACUCCAGUGGCCGGAGGUGAAGCCAAGGAGGUAACCAUAAGGGGUGAUACUACCACUACAGUGCUGAGAGAUUUAGAACAAGGCACCAGAUAUACCCUGUCCGUGACUGCCUUGUAUGCAUCUGGAGCAGGGGAUGCUCUUCCUGGGCAAGGAGAAACACUUGAAGACCGUGGCUCACCUCGUGAUUUGCUUAUUAGAGACAUAACUGACACUACAAUGGGACUAUCUUGGACAGCAGCUCCAGGAGCAGUUCGUCGUUAUAGAAUAGUAUGGAGAUCGCUUUAUGAUGGUCAGACUGGGGAGAGCACAGUUCCUGGAAAUGUAAUAAAUACUGUGCUGGAGAAUUUACAGCCAGAGACUAAAUAUAAAAUUUCAGUCAUUGCUUCCUAUAGCAGUGGAGACGGAGCUCCUCUAGAAGGAGAGGCAACUACUGAAGUGUCACCAAAUGCCAGGAGGGUGAGAGUAGAUGAAGAGACGGAGAAUUCAAUGAGAGUUACAUGGCAGCCUGCACCUGGGAAAGUUGUGAGCUAUCGAGUAGUUUAUCGACCUGUCAGUGGAGGAAGACAGGUGGUUGCAAAAGUACCAGCUACUUCCACAGCUACAGUGUUAAAACGACUUCAGCCUCUAACCAAAUACAACAUCUCUGUUAUUCCAAUGUAUAAAUCUGGGGAAGGAAAACACAGGCAAGGAGAAGGAACAACAGCCUCUCCGUAUAAACCACCCAGAAACCUGAAAACUUCUGAUUCCACUAUGUCAAGUUUCAGAGUAACUUGGGAGCCAGCCCCUGGGGAAGUGAGAGGUUACAAAAUAACUUUCCAUCCGACAGGAGAAGAUAGACUUGGAGAACUAAUUGUUGGGCCAUAUGACAAUACAGUUGUAUUGGAGGAGCUUAGGGCAGGCACUACCUAUAAGGUAAAUGUUUUUGGAAUGUUUGAAGGAGGGGAGAGUGCACCACUGGUUGGCCAAGAAAUGACCACCCUUUCAGAUGUCACUGUGACGCCAUUCUUAGCCAGAGGCUUGGAGUGUACUACCAGAGCAGAAGCUGAUAUUGUGCUGCUGGUGGAUGGCUCAUGGAGUAUCGGGAGACCAAAUUUUAAAACAGUCAGGAACUUCAUUGCUCGUAUUGUUGAAGUCUUUGAUAUUGGUCCUGAUAAAGUGCAGAUUGCUCUUGCUCAGUAUAGUGGAGAUCCCAGAACAGAAUGGCACCUAAAUACUUACGGUUCCAAACAGAGUUUACUAGAUGCUGUGGCUAACUUACCAUACAAAGGAGGCAAUACUCUAACUGGAAUGGCUUUGAGUUUCAUCCUAAAAGACAAUUUCAAACCAGAAGUUGGAUUGCGGCCUAAAGCUCGCAAAAUCGGUGUCCUCAUCACUGAUGGCAAAUCACAAGAUGAUAUAGUGGCUCCUUCAAGGAGACUCAGGGAUGAGGGAGUGGAACUUUAUGCGAUUGGUAUUAAAAAUGCGGAUGAAAAUGAGUUGAAGCAGAUUGCAACAGAUCCAGAUGAUACCCAUGUUUUCAACGUUGCUGAUUUCUCCUUCCUCACUAAUAUUGUUGAUGACUUAACGAUUAAUCUAUGUAAUAGUGUAAAAGGCCCAGGUGGUUUGUCAUCUCCCUCCAACCUGGUGACAUCUGAGGUGACACCUCGUUCUUUCAGAGUGACGUGGACUGCACCUGUUGAGAGCGUGGAUAGAUACAGGGUUGAAUACUACCCUGUUUCUGGAGGCCCACCUCAGCAGUUUUAUGUAAAUCGAGUGGAAACUACUACAGUUCUGAAGAACCUGAAACCUGAAACGGAAUAUGUUAUUAAAGUGUUCUCUGUGGUAGAAGAUGAAAGCAGUGAACCUCUAAGUGGCACAGAAACAACUUUGCCAAUCCCUACAAUCAGAAACCUGAAUGCUUAUGACAUUGGAUCGACUUCCAUGAGAGUGAGAUGGGAGCCUCUCAGGGGAGCUACUGGUUAUCGGUUAUUGUAUGAACCUCUCAAUGCCACAAUACCAGCUGUAGAAAAAGAGAUGCGCGUUGGGUCAACAGUGAAUGAUGUUCAGCUGGUAGACCUCAUCCCCAAUGCUGCCUACACUUUAACUAUUCAUGCAGAGUUUGGCGAUCUCAGCAGUGACCCACUUACCACUCAGGAAGUGACAUUACCUUUAGCUGGAGCCAAAAGCUUGAGGGUUAGAGACAUUACUCACAGCAGCAUGAAUGUCAUUUGGGAUCCUGCCCCAGGAAAAGUCCGCAAAUACCUAUUGAGAUACAAAACAACUUUGGGAGAUGAACCAAAAGAGGUGGAAGUUGAUAAAUCAAAAACGAGCACAGUUCUUCCUAGUCUUCUCUCACAAACCCUGUAUGAUCUACAACUCGUUGCAGUAUAUGAUGAAGGAGAAUCUAUACCAGUAGCUGCUAAAGCUACCACUUUGCCUGUACCAGCACCAGUCAAUCUCAGACUCACAGAAGUAACAAAGCAAAGUUUCAGAGGCACUUGGGACCAUGGAGCUCCAGAUGUGGCUCUCUAUAGAAUCACCUGGGGACCCUAUGGUGGAACAGAAAAGCAGGAGACCAUCCUAAAUGGUGAUGAAAAUUCUCUGGUUUUUGAAAAUUUGAACCCAGACACCCUAUAUGAUGUCUCAGUUACUGCCAUCUAUCCUGAUGAAUCCGAAAGUGAUGACUUGAUUGGCAGUGAGCGAACAUUACCUGCAAUACGUCCAACAACGCAAGCACCAAAGAGCGGCCCUCGAAACCUUCAGGUGUACAAUGCGACUUCCAAUAGCCUGACUGUAAAGUGGGAUCCAGCCAGUGGCCGAGUGCAGAGAUACAGGAUCACUUACCAGCGUACAACUGGGGAUGGUGCUGAACAAUCGACCAUGGUAGGAGGGAGGCAGAACAGUGUAGUGCUACAGAAGCUGCAGCCCGACACACCAUAUACUAUUACUGUAUCGUCUAUGUAUGCGGAUGGGGAAGGAGGACGGAUGACAGGCAGGGGCAAGACCAAGCCACUCAACACCGUAAAGAACCUCCGGGUGUAUGAUCCAACCACCAGCACACUGAGUGUACGAUGGGAUCAUGCUGAAGGAAGUCCUCGCCAGUAUAAAAUAUAUUAUGUGCCAACAACAGGCGGUGCAGAGGAAAUGACAACAGUACCAGGGAACACAAAUUAUAUCAUCCUGAGAUCUCUCCAGCCUGACACACCUUACAAAAUAACUGUGGUUCCAACUUACCCAGAAGGGGAUGGUGGACGUGUAUCCGACACUGGAAGAACUUUGGUUAGAGGAGCAGCAAGAAACAUACAAGUUUACAACCCUACACCGAACACCUUGAAUGUCCGAUGGGAACCUGCACCAGGUCCAGUACAACAGUAUAGAGUUGUCUACGCUCCGCUGGUUGGCCCAAGGCCAUCAGAAUCUAUUGUGGUUCCUGCGAACACUCGUGACGUUGUGCUGGAGCGCCUGACCCCUGACACUCCUUACUCUGUGAAUGUUGUGGCUCUGUAUGCUGAUGGAGAGGGAAAUCAAAGCUCUGGGCAGGGGAGAACAACACCUCGUAGUGGGCCAAGGAACUUGAAGGUGUUUGAUCCAACAACAAACAGCCUGUCUGUACAAUGGGACCAUGCUGACGGGCCAGUUCAGCAAUACAGAAUCAUUUAUUCACCCACCGUUGGAGACCCCAUAGAUGAAUAUACAACAGUACCCGGAAGAAGAAAUAAUGUGAUAUUACAGCCACUGCAUUCAGACACGCCAUAUAAAAUUACUGUUGUGGCUGUGUAUGAUGAUGGAGACGGUGGACAGCUGACAGGAAAUGGACGAACUGUUGGGUUGCUUCCUCCUCAAAAUAUACAUAUUUCUGAUGAAUGGUAUACACGAUUCAGAGUUUCCUGGGAUCCCUCACCAUCUCCUGUUCUUGGGUACAAACUUGCAUAUAAACCUGUAGGUUCUGCUGAGCCGCCAAUGGAGGUGUUCGUUGGGGAAGUGACUUCAUACACAUUGCACAACCUGUCUCCUAGUACUAUCUAUGAUGUGAAUGUUUAUGCCCAAUACGAUUCUGGACUCAGCGCACCCCUGAUUGAUCAAGGCACUACAUUGUACUUGAAUGUCACUGAUCUAACAAGUUACAAGGUGGGAUGGGAUACCUUCUGUAUCCGAUGGUCACCUCACCGGUCAGCGUCUUCCUACAGAUUAAAGCUAAACCCAUCUGAUGGAUCCCGAGGACAAGAAAUUACAGUACGUGGGACAGAAACCAGCCACUGUUUCACUGGCCUUUCACCAGACACCGAAUACAAUGCUACUGUCUUUGUUCAGACUCCGAACCUUGAGGGACCGCCCAUCUCUCUGAAAGAGCGCACAUUCAUCAAACCUACCGAAGCACCAACUCAACCGCCUCCUCCUCCUCCACCUCCCACAAUCCCACCAGCUCGGGAUGUAUGUAAAGGCGCCAAAGCAGACAUUGUGUUCCUGACUGAUGCUUCCUGGAGUAUUGGUGAUGAUAAUUUCAACAAAGUAGUGAAAUUUGUUUUUAAUACUGUUGGAGCCUUUGACUUAAUCAACCCUGCUGGAAUUCAGGUUUCCUUUGUGCAGUACAGCGAUGAUGCAAAGUCUGAAUUUAAACUGAAUACAUAUGAUGAUAAGGCCCAGGCUCUAGGAGCACUUCAGAAUAUUCGGUACAAAGGAGGAAAUACAAGAACAGGCAAAGCCCUUACAUUUAUCAAUGAAAAAGUCUUGACUUGGGAAAGUGGCAUGAGGAGAGGUGUGCCCAAGGUACUUGUUGUUGUCACAGACGGUCGGUCACAGGAUGAAGUUAAGAAAGCUGCUGCAAUUAUACAGCACUCUGGUUUCAGCAUCUUUGUUGUUGGUGUAGCUGAUGUGGAUUACCAUGAGCUGUCAAAGAUUGCCAGCAAACCCAGUGAACGUCAUGUAUUUAUUGUUGAUGAUUUUGAUGCCUUUGAAAAGAUUGAGGAGAACCUCCUCACUUUUAUUUGUGAGACAGCUACCUCAACUUGCCCUCUCAUUUACUUGGAGGGAUACACUUCACCUGGUUUCAAGAUGUUGGAAUCAUACAACUUAACAGAGAAGCAUUUUGCCUCUGUACAAGGAGUAUCACUGGAAUCAGGAUCCUUCCCUAGCCAUGUGGCAUACAGACUCCAUAGAAAUGCUUUCAUCAGUCAGCCUGCAUCGGAGCUUCAUCCAGACGGAUUGCCACAUGCUUACACAAUCAUACUGCUGUUCCGCCUUCUUUCGGAAACCCCCAAUGAGCCAUUUGCCAUUUGGCAGAUUACAGACAGGGAUUUCAAACCACAAGUCGGAGUAAUUCUUGAUCCUUCCACCAAAUUAUUGUCAUUCUUUAACAAGGAUACAAGAGGAGAAGUUCAGACAGUAACUUUUGAUGAUAAUGAAGUAAAGAAAAUCUUUUAUGGAAGCUUCCACAAGGUUCAUAUUGUUGUAACCUCAACAAGUGUUAAGAUUUACAUUGAUUGCAGUGAAGUAAUGGAGAAACCAAUUAAGGAGUCUGGAAACAUCACAACUGAUGGCUUUGAAAUACUUGGCAAACUAGUGAAAGGUGAUCGGAAAUCAGCAACAUUUGAAAUCCAGAGUUUUGACAUAGUAUGUAAUGCAGUUUGGACUAGCCGUGAUAGAUGCUGUGAUCUUCCUUCAAUGAGGGAUGAAGCAAAAUGCCCAGCUCUUCCAAAUGCUUGUACAUGUACACAAGACAGCGUGGGACCCCCGGGACCUCCUGGACCUGCUGGUGGUCCAGGCACUAAGGGGCCUAGAGGUGAAAGGGGUUUGACUGGAACUGCCGGGCCACCUGGUCUUCCUGGUGAGGCAGGUCCACCGGGUCCUCAGGGUCCACCAGGUCCACAAGGGAUCAAUGGACUUUCAAUUCCAGGAGAACCAGGUCGCCAAGGAAUGAAAGGUGAUGCUGGAGAACCAGGGCUACCAGGCCGAUCAGGAACCCCAGGUUUGUCUGGCCCACCUGGCCCAGUGGGACCACCAGGUGACAGGGGUUUCACAGGAAAAGAUGGUGCCACAGGACCCAGAGGCCCACCUGGAUCAGCGGGCGCUCCAGGCGUUCCAGGAGUAGCAGGUCCAAGUGGAAAACCAGGGAAACCAGGAGAUCGUGGGCCACAAGGUCCACCUGGAAUGAAAGGAGAAAAAGGUGACAGAGGAGAUAUUGCUUCUCAGAACAUGAUGCGAGCUGUUGCAAGACAAGUCUGUGAACAAUUGAUAAAUGGCCAAAUGAACCGGUUCAAUCACAUGCUGAAUCAAAUCCCGAAUGAUUACUAUGCAAACCGCAAUCAACCAGGACCUCCAGGACCACCAGGGCCUCCAGGAAGCGCUGGGGCAAGAGGAGAACCUGGACCUGGAGGAAGACCAGGGUUCCCAGGAACACCUGGCGACCAAGGACCACCUGGUGAAAGAGGACUACCAGGAGAGAAAGGUGAAAGAGGGAUUGGAUCACAAGGACCACGAGGUUUGCCUGGACCACCUGGUCCACCAGGAGAGUCUCGAACUGGCCCACCAGGUUCUACAGGUUCACGAGGGCCACCUGGGCCACCGGGUCGUCCUGGAAAUGGGGGUAUUCGAGGUCCCCCAGGCCCACCUGGGUAUUGUGAUUCAUCCCAGUGUUCUAGCAUCGCUUACAAUGGUCAAGGAUUCCCAGAGUCAUACGUACCUGAAAGUGGACCCUAUCAACCUGAGAGUGAGCCCUACAUAGUACCAAUGGAGUCAGAAAGGAGAGAGGAUGAAUAUGAGGACUAUGAAGUUGAAAUGCAUUCACCAGAUUACCCUGAACAAAUGUGCUGGAAAAGAUCAUUACCAAGAAAAGCAAAAACAAAACCAUAAAAGAUCUGUCUUGUUUUGUGUUUUUGGUUGUUUGUUUUUGUUUGUGCUAUGCUCUCAUAUGCAGAUACAUACAGAGUGGGUGCAUCCUAUAUUCUCCAAUGCCACCUUCUCAAAUCAGAAAUGCACUCGCAUCUUGUAGGCGUAUCAUGCUUAUGUGCGAAUAGCAAUGUAUGUAACUAUAGAUUUCGUUCUUGCUCUUGAAAUGCCUGUAAAAUACUUUUGCUUAAAGUGGCUGCUUAGCACUUAAUGUGUGCAUUCAGUUAUCACAAUGCUGCAUUUUCUUUAAAUAAAAAAACCAAAACAACACAAAACACCAAAAACCAGAGCUGCUGCAAAUUUUCAAAGGCCUGUCUGCUUUAGCUCUACAGUUUCCCUCCUUUUAUUGCCUGUUUGCAGUAAAGUCACAUCACAAGUCUGCAUUGUCUAGUAAAAAGCAAACCAACUCCUUCUACAUCAUUGUCAAUUUUUUCUAUCCUUAGUUAUACCUUGCAGGGCAUAUAUUGCUCUUAUACAUCUCUUUUAACAACCACAAACCUUAAGUAAUGUAGCUGAAAUCAUUGUAUCAACUGGAUAUAGUUUUAUAAUGCUUUAAAUCUCCUUGUAGACUCAUUAACAUUUAUGCCAAAUUGCAGUCAAUCCUGCAGAGAUGGAAUUGCAUGUUUGUGUUGUAUAUUUAGUAUGGAUUUUUUUUUCAGAAUAUAAUGUUUCUUAGUUAUCAAAAGCAGUUGGAAAUUGUUUGCAAGACUAUGGAUAUAGAAUUGCUGCUUUUAUAUUUUAACUGCAAAUUGUGAAUUUCACUGCCUUAUAUUAUUUAUUUCUGAAACAAAGGAGGCAUUUUUCAAUAAAACUACUGAAAAUUUA